Fusarium pseudograminearum CS3096 is the source of this 267-nucleotide messenger RNA. RefSeq lists its product as uncharacterized. The coding region runs from base 1 to 267 and encodes 88 amino acids. NCBI's taxonomy places the organism in Eukaryota, Fungi, Ascomycota, Sordariomycetes, Hypocreales, Nectriaceae. The record is from RefSeq and is a predicted model, not a curated record. The transcript is spliced from 2 exons.
AUGAAGAUCACCACUCUUGCAGCUACCCUCCUCAGCAUCGGCCUUGCAGCCGAUACAGCUGCUGCUGCGUGCUGUAACGUCAAAGUUUGUGAUGGCCUUAACCGCAAGGGCAAAUGCAAGUCUAGCUGCUACGCUUACGGCAAGACCGUCAACAUCAACAGAAGCGGGCUUAAAUCAUCAAUCGCUUCUGGGCAGACUGCCAAAGAUUGUUUCUGCACCUUUGGCAAGAACAGGUGUGUCCUCAACUCAAUCCUGUAUGCUAGUUAA